Propithecus coquereli (Coquerel's sifaka) is the source of this 4337-nucleotide messenger RNA. It is a transcript of the gene TP53BP2, whose product is annotated as tumor protein p53 binding protein 2. The coding region runs from base 179 to 3580 and encodes 1133 amino acids. Gene Ontology annotation, cellular component: nucleus. Gene Ontology annotation, molecular function: p53 binding. The record is from RefSeq and is a predicted model, not a curated record. The transcript is spliced from 18 exons. Lineage: Eukaryota; Metazoa; Chordata; Mammalia; Primates; Indriidae. Gene Ontology annotation, biological process: regulation of apoptotic process.
CGGGCGCAGAAAAGACAAAGCCGCGUCCGGGGGCCCGGCCGAGGGGUGGGCCCGGGGCUCAGUGGCGCCCGCGGACCCGCGUGCCGCCGCCUCGCAACAGGUCCGCCGCUCGCGCUCCACUCCCCUCCCCCGGGGGCGCCUCCGCUCGGCCGGGGCCGCGGUUCGGCCACCCGCUUCGAUGCGGUUCGGGUCCAAAAUGAUGCCGAUAUUUCUUACCGUGUACCUCAGUAACAAUGAGCAGCACUUCACAGAAGUUCCGGUUACUCCUGAAACAGUGUGCAGAGAUGUGGUAGAUUUAUGCAAAGAACCUGGCGAGAGCGACUGCCAUUUGGCUGAAGUGUGGUGUGGCUCUGAACGUCCAGUUGCUGAUAAUGAGCGAAUGUUUGAUGUUCUUCAACGAUUUGGAAGUCAGAGGAAUGAAGUUCGUUUCUUCCUUCGUCAUGAACGCCCCCCUGGCAGGGACAUUGUGAGUGGACCAAGAUCUCAGGAUCCAAGUUUAAAAAGAAAUGGUGUAAAAGUUCCUGGUGAACAUCGAAGAAAGGAGAAUGGCGUUAAUAGUCCUAGGAUGGAUCUGACUCUUGCUGAACUUCAGGAAAUGGCAUCUCGCCAGCAGCAACAGAUUGAGGCCCAGCAACAAAUGCUGGCUACUAAGGAACAACGUUUAAAGUUUUUGAAACAACAAGAUCAGCGUCAACAGCAACAAGCUGCUGAGCAGGAGAAGCUUAAAAGACUAAAAGAAAUAGCUGAGAAUCAGGAAGCUAAGCUAAAAAAAGUCAGAGCACUUAAAGGCCACGUGGAACAGAAGAGGCUAAGCAACGGGAAGCUCGUGGAGGAAAUCGAACAGAUGAAUAGUUUGUUCCAGCAGAAACAGAGGGAGCUCGUUCUGGCUGUGUCAAAAGUGGAGGAACUUAGCAGACAGCUGGAGAUGCUCAAGAACGGCAGGAUCGACGGCCACCACGACGGCCAGUCCGCCGUGGCCGAGCUUGACCGCCUCUACAGGGAGCUGCAGUUAAGAAACAAAUUGAAUCAAGAACAGAAUGCCAAGCUACAACAACAGAGAGAGUGUUUGAAUAAGCGUAAUUCAGAAGUGGCAGUCAUGGAUAAGCGUGUUAAUGAGCUGAGGGACCGGCUUUGGAAGAAGAAGGCAGCUCUACAGCAAAAAGAAAGUCUCCCAGUUUCAUCUGAUGGAAACCUUCCCCAGCAGGUGGUGUCAGCCCCAAGCCGUGUGGCUGCGGUAGGUCCCUAUAUCCAGUCCUCUACUAUGCCACGGAUGCCCUCCAGGCCUGAACUGCUGGUGAAGCCUGCCCUGCCAGACGGUUCCUUGGUGCAGGCUUCAGAGGGGCCGAUGAAAAUACAGACACUGCCCAAUAUGAGAUCGGGAGCCGCUUCACAAACUAAAGGCUCCAGAAUCCAUGCAGCUGGCCCUGAAUGGAGCCCUACAAAUGCAGAUCUUUUCCCGAGCCCAGGCUCUGCUUCUGUACCUCAUAGUGCUGGGAAUGCUCUAGACCCAGUUGACGAUGGAGAGGUUCCACUGAGGGAGAAGGAGAAGAAAGUGCGUCCCUUUUCCAUGUUUGACACAGUGGACCAGGCUGCUGCCCCGCCCUCCUUUGGUACUCUGAGGAAAAACCAGAGUAGUGAGGAUAUCUUGCGGGAUGCUCAGGCUUCAAAUAAAAAUGUAGCUAAGGUACCACCUCCUGUUCCUACAAAACCCAAACAGAUUAAUUUGCCUUAUUUUGGACAAACUAAUCAGCCACCUUCAGACAUUAAGCCAGAUGGAACUCCUCAGCAAUUGUCAACAACUGUCACAUCCAUGGGAAAUAAACCGAAGCCCGCAGGGCAGCAGCCCAGAGUGCUGCUGUCUCCCAGUGUGCCUUCAGCUGGCCAAGACCAAACCCUUUCUCCAGGCUCAAAGCAAGAAAGUCCACCUGCUGCUGCUGUCCGGCCCUUCACUCCCCAGCCCUCCAAAGACAACCUACUUCCACCCUUUAGAAAACCCCAGACCCUGGCAGCAAGCUCCAUAUAUUCCAUGUAUACACAGCAUCAGGCUCCAGGAAAAAACUUCCAACAGGCCGUGCAGAGUGCGUUGACUAAGACACAUACCAGAGGGCCACACUUUUCGAGUGUAUAUGGCAAGCCUGUGAUUGCUACUGCCCAAAAUCAGCAGCAGCACCCAGAGAACAUUUAUUCCAGUAGCCAGGGCAAGCCUGGCAGUCCAGAACCUGACACAGAGCCUGUUUCCUCAGCUCAGGAGAACCAUGAAAAUGAAAGAAUUCCUCGACCACUCAGCCCAACCAAAUUAUUGCCUUUCUUAUCUAAUCCUUACCGAAACCAGAGUGAUGCUGAUUUAGAAGCCCUACGGAAGAAACUGUCUAAUGCACCAAGGCCACUAAAGAAACGUAGUUCUAUUACAGAGCCCGAAGGUCCUAAUGGGCCAAAUAUUCAGAAACUUUUGUAUCAGAGGACCACCAUUGCUGCCAUGGAGACUAUCUCCGUCCCAUCGUACCCAUCUAAGUCGACUUCAGUGACUGCCAGCUCAGAAAGCCCAACAGAAAUCCAGAAUCCAUAUUUACAUGUGGAGCCCGAGAAGGAGGUGGUCUCUUUGGCUCCUGAACCAUUGUCCCCCGAGGCUGUGGGGAGUGCCAGUACAGAGAACAGUGACAUGCCAGCUCCUUCUCCGGGCCUUGAUUAUGUGCCCGAAGGAGUCCCAGACAACAGCCCAGAUCUUCAGCAUAGCGUGGAAGAACCAAAGCCAGAGGCUCCCCGUCUCCUCGAUGUGUACCUAGAGGAGUACCCUCCAUACCCGCCCCCACCAUACCCUUCUGGGGAGCCUGAAGGGCCGGGAGAAGACUCGGUGAGCAUGUGCCCGCCUGAAAUUACCGGGCAGGUCUCUCUGCCUCCUGGCAAAAGGACAAACUUGCGUAAAACCGGCUCAGAGCGUAUUGCUCAUGGAAUGAGGGUGAAAUUCAACCCCCUUGCUUUACUUUUAGAUUCGUCUUUGGAGGGAGAAUUUGACCUUGUACAGAGAAUUAUUUAUGAGGUCGAUGACCCAAGCCUCCCCAAUGAUGAAGGCAUCACCGCGCUUCAUAAUGCUGUGUGUGCAGGCCACACAGAAAUUGUUAAGUUCCUGGUGCAGUUUGGUGUAAAUGUAAAUGCUGCUGAUAGUGACGGAUGGACUCCGCUGCACUGCGCUGCCUCGUGUAACAACGUCCAGGUGUGCAAGUUUUUGGUGGAGUCAGGAGCCGCUGUGUUUGCCAUGACCUAUAGUGACAUGCAGACUGCUGCAGAUAAGUGUGAGGAGAUGGAGGAGGGCUACACUCAGUGCUCUCAGUUUCUUUAUGGAGUUCAGGAGAAAAUGGGCAUAAUGAAUAAAGGAGUCAUCUACGCACUUUGGGAUUAUGAACCUCAGAAUGACGAUGAGCUGCCCAUGAAAGAAGGAGACUGCAUGACAGUCGUCCGCAGGGAAGACGAAGAUGAAAUUGAAUGGUGGUGGGCACGCCUUAAUGACAAGGAGGGAUAUGUUCCACGCAACUUGCUGGGACUAUACCCAAGAAUUAAACCAAGACAAAGGAGCUUGGCCUGAAACUUCAUGGAAUUUUAGUCAAUGAAGAAUUAAUCUCUGUUAUCACUGAGAAGAAGCAAUCCACUUGUUUUUGGCAAAAAUUUUAAAAGACUUAUUUUAAUGACAGUGUAACUUCAAAGCAAUGAAGAAUGUCUCUGGAAAAAAAUGAAGGAUUGAAAAUUCACUGUUAGAGAACAUUCAGCACGAUGAAAUGGAGCUUACAAGUAAGCACACCACACUGUGUUGGUGCAAAGGUGUCCAUGUAGCACUCAGAAAAACACACAGUGACAAUCCUGUUUUCUACAAGAAAUAGGACCAUUUAUUGGACUGUUGGGAAGUCAGAUUUAUGUCCUGCUUAGUGGGCAUUUUCAGUAACUGCUUCUAUGCCAGUCCUCCUGCCAGGAAGGACGAGUGCCAUCGUGGCUCCAUUUCCGAUUGUCCCCAGCACCAGCAGGCCCUCGGGGCCUGCGUGAAGGCUGGAUGGCGCCAUAUACUUGUAUAUUAUCAGUGAAGAACUGUCAGCUGGUCGUCAGUGAGCAAUAACUUUAUCGUAUGAGUUCUUGUAGCAUCUUAAGAAUUAUACAUAUAUUUGAAAUAUUGAAACUAAGCUACACUACCAGUAAUUAGAUUUAGAAUCUUGUUUUUAGUCUGAAUUUGAAUCUAUAUUUAUUGUCUUUUGUAUCUCAGAAAUCAGAGAUUUGCUAUAGACUUACCCAUAUAACAUUUGUCAAGAUCAUAGCUGACUUUAAAAACAAUUGUAAUAAAUUGAACGUUUUGA